This is a messenger RNA of Rubroshorea leprosula, 1886 nucleotides long. The record is from the annotation of a GenBank genome assembly. Lineage: Eukaryota; Viridiplantae; Streptophyta; Magnoliopsida; Malvales; Dipterocarpaceae.
GGUGCGGGUGGGAUUAUCUGCAUCUCCGUCUCUUCCACCGUGCUCUGUGGUCUGUACACAGUCAUUCACCAGAAAUCGUGCAUAAGCAGAGAGAGUAAGAUGGAGGACAAAAUACCCUUCAAGAAUUUGCAUAGCAGAGAGUAUCAAGGUCACAAAAAGAAGGUGCACUCAGUCGCUUGGAAUUGCACGGGCAACAAGCUGGCUUCUGGUUCCGUUGAUCAAACUGCUCGAGUUUGGCACAUUGAGCCUCAUGGUCAUGGCAAGGCUAAAGAUAUUGAAUUGAAGGGUCAUACAGAUAGUGUGGAUCAAUUGUGUUGGGACCCAAAACAUGCUGAUUUGAUUGCCACUGCAUCGGGUGACAAGACUGUUCGUUUGUGGGAUGCUCGUAGUGGAAAAUGUUCUCAGCAGGCAGAACUGAGUGGGGAGAAUAUAAACAUCACUUAUAAACCAGAUGGGACACACAUAGCUGUUGGUAAUAGGGAUGAUGAGUUAACAAUACUGGAUGUUCGGAAAUUUAAGCCAAUUCAUAAGCGCAAGUUCAAUUAUGAGGUAAAUGAAAUUGCUUGGAACAUGACAGGAAAUAUGUUCUUUUUGACAACUGGAAAUGGUACUGUUGAAGUGCUAGCAUACCCAUCUCUUCAAGCAGUUGAUACCCUCAUGGCUCAUACAGCAGGUUGCUACUGCAUUGCAAUUGACCCAACAGGAAGGUACUUUGCUGUUGGGAGUGCUGAUUCCUUAGUCAGCCUUUGGGAUAUAUCAGAGAUGCUUUGUGUGCGGACAUUUACAAAGCUUGAAUGGCCUGUCAGGACAAUAAGCUUCAAUUACACAGGAGACUAUAUUGCUUCUGCCAGCGAGGACCUAUUUAUUGAUAUAUCAAAUGUUCAAACUGGACGAACCGUGCAUCAAAUUCCAUGCCGGGCUGCCAUGAAUAGUGUGGAAUGGAAUCCAAAAUACAAUUUGCUUGCAUAUGCUGGGGAUGACAAGAACAAAUAUUCAGCUGAUGAAGGUGUGUUUCGAAUAUUUGGCUUUGAAAGCAGUUAAGCAAUGUUGCUCUUAUUCAUGCUUUUACAAUCUACUUGUUUUUUGCAGGUGUGUUUCGAAUAUUUGGCUUUGAAAGCAGUUAAGCAAUGUUGCUCUUAUUCAUAUUUCUCCUGCAGGCUUGUUAACUUGUGGUAGUAGACUCGAUUUUUCUUUUCCUUUAAUUUUAAUCUUUUAUUUUCUGAGCUUGUUCCUUUUGAUUUCCUCCAUUUGUAUUGGUAUUGUAUUUUAUACUCUAGUCAAGGAAAUGACAUCUCUUUCCCCUUAUUUUAACAUAUAUAUAUACACACACACACACACACCUUCCACAUGUUAAAGAAAAAAUUUGCUGAGAAUUUAAUGAUUAAAGAUAUAUAUGCUUAAAUUCGCUUACAGCAAGAAAUUGCGAGCACACAAGAAGUGUUGUUUAUUGAGCAUGAAGAAACAAGGUUGGUCUGACCUGCUUGAACUUAUUAUAACAAUAGCAGGAGCAAAUAAAUUCCAAAUUCAGGGUCUAGAAUUCUUGGCAAAAAUCCAUUUUAGAUGUAAGCAGUCUGGCUGGGGUGAAAAUGAAGUUAAUCAGGGGCUCAUAAAAGCUAAGAGAUCCAGAGGUUGUUGGUUCUCAAUCUUAUCAUGUAAGGUGUCGAAGGAACUGUUGUCAACAUCAAAAGAACUCCCCCAAAUUCCAAAAGAUGAUCUGAUGAUGGAAUUCAGAGGCACUUCAAUCCUUCGUUAGACCUCCAAAAAGGUGGCACAUUUAUAUUCGGACCAAGAUGCUUCAUCCCCAACUCAAGAGUCGGCAGCAGCAAGUCUCAGGAAAAGAUGGUGCCUGAGAUUCUGUUAAACUAAAAUAAAAGAAAUUGGACUUU